GUCACUGUACGUGAAGCGCGAGAUGAACGGAUGCUGGAGUGGUUACCUGGCGGUUUAAAGGGUCCCCUCAUAUAGUAUCAGUAGGCUAACAGACUGCGGCUGCGACAUGAGUAUAGUACCGAGUCAGACGACUGGCGUACCAACAUGCGGUGUUAUAACAACGGUGUGAUUUUCAGAUUUAACAUCAUCAAUGGCAAGGCGCGUGAGUGGACAGUGUGGUCACAUGUACUGACCGACAUCGAUCUGUUAUGGUCAUUACGACCAACACAUUCCGCUACUAAUAGUUUAGACGGUUCUUUGGACAAUGGAUGGACGAUACAACACAACGGCCAUCAAUUCAUUAUCUCGGAAUAAUUCACAAGGGAAAACAGAAGAUUCUAAUUUGAAUUUAACGAAGGAUUCAAUAGUUGGAUUGACUUCACUGUACGCCGCCACCACGUUGUUGUCAGUUGUCGGAAAUGCUCUGGCGGUUAUUGUGUUCGCACGGGGAAAACGUUCCCGGACAGACUUACGUCCGUUUCUCAUCAACUUGGCAGUAGCCGAUUUGCUCAUGGCCAUAUUCUGUAUGCCAUUUACUUUUGCGGAUGCUAUUUUCCAAACAUGGAUAUUUUCAGCACCUAUGUGUCCGAUCGUCCUGUUUGUCCAAAUACUGUCCGUAGCAUCAAGUGUUUUUACAAACAUGGCUAUAGGUAUAGAUCGAUUCCUAGUCGUUACGUUUCCUUUACGUUUACGGUUCACGCAAAAACGUGCGAAAUACGUGUUGUCAAUGAUAUGGAUAGCGUCGAUCGGUUUGGCGUCUGUUCAGUUGGGAGUAGCUCGUGGCCACUACAUAGGUCAACAGACCCUGAUAUGUAACGAGGUAUGGCCGUCGCCUGACUCCCGACGGAUCUACACCAUCUUCGUACUCUUAUUUACUUACGUCAUUCCUCUCAUCAUACUUGCCGUCACGUACUCCAUUGUGGGAAUUUUACUCUGGAAAAGAACUUCCCCCGGAAACAGUGAUCACUUCCGGGAUUUUCUACAAUGGCGGUCAAAAAUCAAGGUUGUGAAGAUGCUGGUCAUCGUCGUAGCUAUGUUUGGUUUAUGCUGGCUGCCAUUACAUAUAUUCAUCAUUGUAACGGAUUUCUAUCCCGAGGUGCUCAACUACACUUCCGCCGAGGAGGAAAAGACCGUGCUUGGGAUCUAUCUAGGCUCUCAUUGGCUGGCCAUGUCGAAUAGCUUUGCUAACCCAAUCAUUUAUGGUUUUACAAACGAAAGCUUUAGGGCUGACCUAUUAACCCUGUUCUACAUGUGGUUUCCGUGCUGUCAUUGUAUCAAAGACGUACUCCAUAGGACCAACAGCCGAGUCACGCGAGACAGUGUUGUCUUUCGGCGUCUCAGUACACUGAGAAGAAGUGAGGGAAACAUCAACGAUUUCAAAAGGAACAGAUUCCCUAAACGAGUGUGGAGCUCUUUACGGCACGAGGACUUAAAGAAGAAUCAAGCGACAUCUAACAAAGACAAAGUUGGGAGUAAAUGUAAUGUCAUCCUCAAUUCACGACGUCAUACAAUUUGUAAAAUUGUGGUUGAUGUGAUGGAGAUAUCAGAUAUGGAAAAUGCAUCCGUGAUUCGCGAAUCUACCCAAUGAUCAACUACAUUUGUGAUAAAAUCAAAUCAAAAUCUAAAAUUGUAUUCGAAUGAAAGAGAUAUAGGUAAUAAUACAUGUUAUAUAUAUAUUUGUUUAUAUAUAUUGUUUUUAAUAAAAUGUAUAUUUAUUGUUCUUAUUCAGAUAGUUGUUAGUGUUGAUGUGACUAAUGUAAAGUAGAGAUGGUUUAAUAAGACCCAAUGUUACGUUUAAUGUAUAGACUUGGUGAUUUACAAAUAUAUAUGUACACUGACCGAACAUAGGCAGUGGGUUUCGGAUUCACUUUUAUACGUCCGUCAGAACUGUUUAGUGCCAUACAUCUGUCGUAUAAACUUGUAUUGGCAGGAAAUACCCCCCCUCUUUUAAACCCAUCUCUUAAAUGUUUGAGAAAGCCUUUAUACAAAUAGUUACAAAUUGAUUGAUGAUUGAAUAUUUUGUCUAGAAUAUGGCAAACUUUUAAACCAUGUGAUAAAGUAUUGGGUAAAAUUCUUUAAAUAUUUUAAACACAUUUCAAUCCUAAUUGUCCUGUAAUCCGAUGAAUUCACUCGUGUCAUAUUUUUAAUAAUUUCACUAGUGUAGUAUACCCUGGAGUGUUUUACAUUGGCUGUACCAGUCACAAAUCAAUGGUGAAGUCAUAAUAUAGACAAUGACGUGACGUCAUGGAAUUGUUAAUUGCUGUCUCCUCUUGAUAGUGUCAUCAACAUUUUUACUUUGAACCUGUCAAAAUGUACGUUUUCUGAGUAAUGUGGUAAAAAGUAUCUAAAAUGUGUAUUCAUUUCGUAUGAAAUUUUUAUGAAACUCGUUUCGACGUUUUGAUUUUUGCUCGCCUUCAAUCUAUAUGAACAACAUAACAGGAUGCCAAUAAUGUGUUAUUUAUGAAUAUCAAAGUAUUUGUUUAUCAAAUAUACAUGUAUUAGAAAAGCAUUAAGCAAAAAUGAACAAAUUGCUUUAUCGCUGUUCAUCGGAAUUUCGUUCAACAGCAUCAAUUUUGAUUUGGAAGCAUAUAUCGGAGAUCUUUGGCACUGAAACAUAUCGAGUCAAAUAGAGAGCCAUCUCUUUAUUACCCUAGUAUCAGAUCGUGACAGUUGAGAUUACAAAAAAAAAAA
Pecten maximus is the source of this 2730-nucleotide messenger RNA. RefSeq names its product QRFP-like peptide receptor. NCBI's taxonomy places the organism in Eukaryota, Metazoa, Mollusca, Bivalvia, Pectinida, Pectinidae. Gene Ontology annotation, cellular component: membrane. The coding region runs from base 305 to 1627 and encodes 440 amino acids. The transcript has 3 exons. The record is from RefSeq and is a predicted model, not a curated record. Gene Ontology annotation, molecular function: neuropeptide Y receptor activity. Gene Ontology annotation, biological process: neuropeptide signaling pathway.